AUGUGGAAGGCGUCGGACAAGUUGAUGGAGACCAUCCGGCACUAUGCCAGCUUCCCCGCAACCGGAGUCUCCCUCAGGCAGAUGGUCCAGUUCGGAGAGAGGCCAUCACCUGAAAGAGAACAGCGAACACUAACGGGCGAUUUGACUUGCUUAGGGACUCUUUUUCGUGCCUCACAGUUUCUCUCUGAAGAGCUCCCGAUCCGCUUGGCUCACCGGGUGCAGGAGCUGAAUGAACUACCAGACGGGCUCAAUGAGAUGCCCUCGAUCAAGAAGGUCCAGGACUGGUAUGCAAUGUCGUUUGAGGAAAUCAUCAAUGUUCCCAAACCCACUUUGAGCCAAGAGGUUAGGGAACGCCUGAUGCGGUCCAGCAAAGGAAAUGGUGGCGAGUCGAAGAUUCUGAGUGAAACAACCUGGAACCCCAGUGUCAAGGAGGGACAGUACCGGUCCAGUCCGGACGUCAAAUCAGUGGGCACUCGAAGAUAUUUCGUACCGUCUGAUGACGGAGGCGACUGGCCUCCAGAAAUCGAUGACUACAACCAACGAUUUGCCAAAACGCUCAAAAACAUCAAGCGGAGACACGACGGUGUCGUGACCACAGUGGCACAGGGUAUCCUGGAAUAUAAGCGGAAGCGACAGCGCCUUCAGAUCGACUCCACGAUCCAGGCCUUUCUUGACCGCUUCUAUAUGUCACGGAUUGGAAUACGGAUGUUGAUCGGCCAGCAUGUUGCCUUGACCGAGCAAACCCACGCACAUCAUCCGAACUAUGUUGGGAUUAUUUGCACCAAGACCAAUGUCCGGGAAGUGGCGCUCGAAGCGAUCGAGAACGCGCGAUUCGUUUGUGAAGACCACUAUGGACUUUUCGAAGCCCCCAAGGUGCAGCUGAUCUGCAAGCCGGACCUGCACUUCAUGUACGUGCCGGGACAUCUGUCGCACAUGCUCUUCGAGACUCUUAAGAACUCCUUGCGCGCUGUGGUGGAGACGCACGGUGCUGAAAAGGAAGAGUUCCCUGUGAUCAAAGUCAUUGUUGCGGAGGGCAGAGAGGACAUCACGAUCAAGAUCUCCGACGAGGGUGGUGGCAUCCCUCGAUCGUCAAUUCCUCUGGUUUGGACAUACAUGUACACCACCGUCGACCAGACUCCGAGCUUAGACCCAAACUUUGACAAGAGCGACUUCAAGGCGCCCAUGGCCGGGUUUGGGUAUGGCCUGCCCAUCAGUCGUCUGUACGCCAGAUAUUUCGGUGGAGAUCUAAAGCUGAUCAGUAUGGAGGGUCAUGAGGGACGGUCGUGCACGGUUUACUUCAUUCCCUCGGUUACAUCCAUUCUAUCCGGAGCCUCCAGCGGCACCGCCGUCCCAAGGAUUGACGCCUAUGAAUGUGCAAGCGCUCCGCUCGAGGGUGCGGAACAGGGAGGUUUCGGAACGCAAACAGGUCGGAGACGCGGAGAGCGUCAUCCAUGCGCCGUCUCGAUGAGCACGGGUACAAUUCGCACGCGCCAUCAUGGUGGACGUUGGGCAGCUAUGGCCGUACUGCCAGUGCCGACGCAGCGGGACCAGAUUAUUCCUGCGGAACUCUUCCUACCAGGAUUAUUCUUUGGAAAGAAGUUGGGAUCCUCAGCGACAGGAAAAGCCGUGGAUUACACAACUGUCCAUGGUUCCUCAACAAGCAGGUAA
Molecule: messenger RNA, 1668 nt
Organism: Rasamsonia emersonii CBS 393.64
Lineage: Eukaryota; Fungi; Ascomycota; Eurotiomycetes; Eurotiales; Trichocomaceae
Product: [Pyruvate dehydrogenase (acetyl-transferring)] kinase
Exons: 4
Coding region: 1-1668 (555 amino acids)
Biological process (GO): regulation of glucose metabolic process; protein phosphorylation
Cellular component (GO): mitochondrion
Molecular function (GO): pyruvate dehydrogenase (acetyl-transferring) kinase activity
Source: RefSeq, a predicted model, not a curated record